Messenger RNA from Dendrobium catenatum, 993 nucleotides. RefSeq lists its product as uncharacterized. The record is from RefSeq and is a predicted model, not a curated record. NCBI's taxonomy places the organism in Eukaryota, Viridiplantae, Streptophyta, Magnoliopsida, Asparagales, Orchidaceae. Gene Ontology annotation, molecular function: zinc ion binding; nucleic acid binding.
CAGAGCAGUGUUAUUGGAAGAAUGGAUUGUUACCAGAGUUGUAGGAUUGAAUUGAGAAUUGGGUAGAUUGGGUAGCUUUAAGAGCUUCAUUGGCAUACAUCGUUGCAUGUGUGUAUCAUUUGUUCUGAAUUGUGCAGGUGAAAAGAUAUGGAUCAUCCAGCAGAAUCCAGUGUACCAAAUGAGCAACACAGCGCAGCCCCAGUACCUUCAGAGAGUAUGAUGCAGUUGGCUACUGCGAUUGCACAUGUAAUGGGGGAUGCUCAGAGCAAAAUGAGUGGUAGCAAAGAGGAAGAAGUGGAUAGACAUAUGCAGAUGUUUCAUAAGCUGAGGCCUCCGUUGUUCAAAGGAGGUGUGGGACCCCAGGCUGCUGAGGAUUGGAUCCUGAGGAUAGAAAAGAUUUUUGACAGCAUGCAGUGUCCGGGGAAUCGAAAAGUACCAUUGGCUGUAUUUCUGUUUGAGGGUGAAGCGGAGAGAUGGUGGAUUGGACAGCAGAGAGAGAAAUUCCAGGGGAAGACUAAUGCUGAGAUCACCUGGGACGAGUUCACUGCAGUGUUCAGGAUGUGGUUUGUACCACCGUCAGCUCAGCGACAGAUGCAGGAAGCUUUUAUGAGAUUGGAGCAAGGCCGCAAGUCAGUGAUGCAGUACGAGGCCGAGUUUACUGCACUUGCGAGGUACGCUGCUCAUCUGAUUCCUACUCCCGAGGAAAAAUGCUAUAGAUUUCUGCAAGGAUUGAACAGAGAGCUGAGGCAUCCACUAGUACCCUUCCGGAUACAUGAGUUCUCUGAGCUAGUGGAGCGGGCCCGAUUGAUAGAGAUUGACUUGGCAACACCGGUAUCGAGGUACGAGGAUACCAGGAGGAGGAGAGAUGAGGUACGACGAGAUGAUUCUGGUAGAGACAGAGAUAGAGAGAAGAAAAGCAGAUAUGAUAGUUCGAGAGGAUCUGCAUCGGGAUCUGUAUCGCGAUCUGCAUCGGUAGUAUCGUCUGGUAGUUCU